GGGGAUCCUGGAUGGGCGAGGACAUGGGAGGAGAGGGCGAAAAGGGCUCUGACGUGUGGGAGUCUGGGUAUUGUAGGCGUAGGCCGGGGAAAGGUGGGUUAGGAGUGAGUAUCGACGUAACUGGAAUCUUCUUACUGCUAUUCUUUGUCUUUGACUACAUCUCCUUCAAUCCAUUGAGUCUUUUCGGUUUACAUACUUUCCUCAACUCCUAUUGUCUCAUCUCGCCUCAUCAUACUUCCAACACAUCUCCAUCUUAUAUCGAACAAUCUAUCUCUGUUAUCCACAUCCUACAUCCCUCCAUACUCGAGAAGCCAUCUUCUAGACUCCUCGUCACUUCUUCCCUAAAGAACGACCAAUCUAACCUCGCCCCUCCCUCCACCACCCACAAUGGCCGAAGUACAACAAGAACAACAAGUCGACCAGCGCGACCCCAACAAGCCCUCCGAGCGCACCACGAUGCAGCAGCAAAAAGCCGAAAAUGCCCUCGCCCAAGAACGCCGCGAAUCCGGCCAGCAGUCCGCGCGCUCCCGCUCCGCGUCGCGGCGCGCCCGCCGCCAACGCCUCCAGAAAGCCAUCGACGACGGCCGCUACAUGAAGACUACGCCCCUCGACGCCCUCGAGGAGGCCGACGCCAGCGGCGAGCUAAACCAGAUGCAGGACUUUGAGCGGAUCGGGCCCGCGAGCACGUCGAUGGACGGGCCGGUGUCCAAGGCGCGCGCGAUGCGGGGGGAGAUCCCGAUGCGGGGGACGGAUCCGAAUCAAGCGACGCAGGAGGAGCAGAAAGGGAAGGGGGGCGGAUUAGAGGAUGCGGAUGGGUUAAAGUUGCGGUUGGAUGUGAAUUUGGAUAUCGAGAUUGAGUUGAAGGCGAGCAUUCGGGGUGAUUUGACGUUGAGUUUGCUGUCUUAAUCCAGUGCUUGAGCCGAACCGCAGUUUUGUUCCGAGUAUUACGAAUCGAAAGGGAUCGACACACAUUUCCCCCCGUCUUGGAGUUGGUGCAAAAUUCUAUGUUGAGAUGACUGAAUUGUUAUGAAUCUUUGGGAUACUCUUUUGG
Molecule: messenger RNA, 1051 nt
Organism: Eremomyces bilateralis CBS 781.70
Lineage: Eukaryota; Fungi; Ascomycota; Dothideomycetes; Eremomycetales; Eremomycetaceae
Exons: 2
Coding region: 388-906 (172 amino acids)
Source: RefSeq, a predicted model, not a curated record